AUGCAGCCAGCCACUAGUCUCCCAACCGAUACAAACCACUUCAUUACUCACAAUUCUAGACUGAUGGCGGAUUUCGAGGCCCCGAAGGAUGAGAAUACGCUGGAAGCCACAAGGCCUGCUGAGUUCACAGUGCCUCCUGCUGAAUAUCCUGGCCACCACUAUCUAUUGUCCUACUACAGCAAGGGAACUGGAGGAUACCUCGAUUUCCAGGACACAUGCUGGCGACAAUCACCCCUUCAGAUUUAUGGCCUGAAACGACACUUGAUCUGA
Exophiala oligosperma is the source of this 270-nucleotide messenger RNA. RefSeq lists its product as uncharacterized. The coding region runs from base 1 to 270 and encodes 89 amino acids. The record is from RefSeq and is a predicted model, not a curated record. The transcript has a single exon. NCBI's taxonomy places the organism in Eukaryota, Fungi, Ascomycota, Eurotiomycetes, Chaetothyriales, Herpotrichiellaceae.